AUGCUCCAUGAAUUCUGGAGAAAUGAAUUGGCGGAAGAUGCGGAGGAUAUAGAUGAACGAAGAAUGCUCCAACUAUAUGAGCAGCAACAAACGGUACGUCAAAGAGCUCAAACUUCUUCCGAUAGAACACAGAGGAGAAGGUAUUUGAAUCGGGAUCGUGAAGUUGGACAUGCUCGUCUUUUCAAUGUCUACUUUUCUGAUAAUCCGAAGGUUGAUGCAGUGGGGAAAAAAGGUUUGUCACCACUUCAGAAAUGCACAGCGGCUAUUCGUCAAUUGGCGUAUGGAGUCUCUGCUGAUCAUUAUGAUGAGUAUCUACGGAUUGCUGAAACAACUACCAUCCAAUGUUUAUUCAACUUUUGUCGAUGUAGGCAUGGUUUCCCUAGCAUGUUGGACAGUCUUAAUUGUAUGCAUUGGCAAUGGAAAAAUUGCCCCGUGGCUUGGAAAGGGUCACGCAAUGAUAUUAAUGUGCUUAACGAAUCACCGUUAUUCAAUGAUGUCUUACAAGGGAAUGCACCCGAGGAUCCCAAGAGAAAAAUAUUUAAGGAACGACAGGAGGCCGCGAGAAAGGAUGUCGAGAGGGCAUUUGGGGUGCUCCAAUCACGAUGGGCAAUGAUAAAAGGUUCAGGAUGA
Messenger RNA from Zingiber officinale, 630 nucleotides. RefSeq lists its product as uncharacterized. Lineage: Eukaryota; Viridiplantae; Streptophyta; Magnoliopsida; Zingiberales; Zingiberaceae. The transcript is spliced from 5 exons. The record is from RefSeq and is a predicted model, not a curated record. Bases 1 to 630 code for a protein of 209 amino acids.